AUGACAGUCCCCACCGCCCGCCUCUUCUUCCGCUUCCUCUUCCUCUCCCUCUUCCUCGCACCGCUCUGCCCUUCCCACGUCACCAGUCAGGCCCGCCCCCCCGAGACGAUCAGCCGCGAUGUGUGCAUCAUCGGCGGCGGUGCCUCCGGGGUAUACACGGCGAUGCGCCUCCGGCAGCAGAACAUCAGCGUGGUGGUGAUCGAGGCGAAGGGCCGACUGGGCGGCCACACGAACACGUACAUCGACCCGGGCAGCGGCACGCCCAUCGACUUCGGGGUCGCCCUGUUCCAGGACUCGAGCGAGACGGUCGACUUCUUCGCCCAGCUGAACGUGUCCCUCUCGCGCAGCAUGCCGGUCGGGGGGAUCCUCCAGCGCAUCGACUUCCGCACGGGCGAGUCGGUCGCCCCCAACCCGGGCAACGCCUCCGAGGCGCUGGCCAGAUACACGGCCGUGCUGCAGCGGCAUCCCUACCUGGCGGAGGGAUGGAACCUGCCUGAUGACAUCCCCGAGGACCUGCUCAUGUCGUUUGGGCAGCUCGCGAAGAAAUACGACCUCGGGCCCGUCAUGGAGACCAUCAGCCUGUACACCCAGGGCGUGCGCUCCUGGCUCGACUAUCCCGCCGUGUAUCUGCUGAAGUUCAUGUCGCUGGAUCUGGUGACCUCGCUGCGGCAGGGGUUCCUGCAGGCCUCGGGGCAUGGCAGCAGUGAGCUGUAUCAGGCCGCGUUGAGGCUACUGGGCGGGGAUGUGUUGCUGCGGAGCGUUGUGGUGGCAGCGUCUCGGACGGGGGAUGAGGGCCAGGGCCAGGGCCAGGGCCAGGGCCAUGAGCUGACGGUGCAGACGGAGGACGAGCAGGUCGUCACGGUCCAGGCCGCGCUGACCAUCCUGGCGGUGCCCCCCAAGGGACCGGUGCUGGAGGGCUUCGACCUGGACGCCCACGAGGCGACGCUCUUCGGGCACUUCCUCAACGGCCACUACUACGUGGGCCUGGUCCGCGUCCCCCAUUACCCCUCGGGGCUGCAGCUCCUCAACCGCGGCGCCCACACCCCCUACGGCCUCCCCCGGCUGCCCUGUACCUUCUCGGUCGCGGCAACGGCGGUGCCGGACAUCGUGACGGUCAGCUACGUCAGCGAGGAGCCCAGGUCCGCGGAGGAGGUGCAGCAGGCCGUGGGGGAGGAUAUCCUGCGCGUGCUGGGGAGGGAGAGGCAGGACGACGAAGAGCCCCGGUUUGUGGCGUUUGCGGACCACAGCCCGUUCGAGAUGUCGGUCAGUCGCGAGGCGAUCGAGGGCCGGUUCUAUGAUCGGUUGAACGGGCUGCAGGGCCACCGCAACACCUUUUAUGUCGGGGCGACGUGGGAGUAUCCGGGCUCGUCGCCCAUCUGGCGGGCCGUGGAUCGGCUGUUGCCGGCGAUAAUCAGAAGAUUAGAAGGCUUCCAGGGGAGGUGA
Aspergillus heteromorphus CBS 117.55 is the source of this 1443-nucleotide messenger RNA. RefSeq names its product FAD dependent oxidoreductase. Lineage: Eukaryota; Fungi; Ascomycota; Eurotiomycetes; Eurotiales; Aspergillaceae. The record is from RefSeq and is a predicted model, not a curated record. Gene Ontology annotation, molecular function: oxidoreductase activity. The transcript has a single exon. Bases 1 to 1443 code for a protein of 480 amino acids.